AUGCUCUCCAUCACAAAGACCAUGGAGGACCUGACCCUUCAGGACCCGUAUCCGGACUUCGACUGGGGCCCCUCGAGGGGUGUUGGCGGAGAAGAAGAGGAAGAAGAAGAAGAAAUCGAGUCCAGAGAACCAAGACAGCCCUUUCGCUUCCUUGACCUCCCAUCUGAACUUCGCCUGCGUAUCUACUCCUUCGUCUUGUUUGCCACCACUCGUCGUCGCUGGUUGCAGCAAACCCGAACAACCGGCAGUGUGGGCGCCUCGUCGAAAAACCCCCCUACUGCACCGUUGUCAGAGCGUCUUCCCCUCUUUCUAGUGUCGAAACAAGUCCACCUAGAGGCCAGCGAUUAUUUCUACUCCAUCCAGACCUUCCGCGUAUUCCCGAUCCAGGAUUACUCCAAAAUGCCCACAAUCAGGUCCUUACCACCACUCUACCGGCCGUCAAUCUCGAAUAUUGAAUUGAUUCUGGGCUCGAGCUGGACCAAGCCUCCAAAAUCCUGGACCGUCAAUAACGGGCUUGGUCUGGAGGAUAUGCAUCGCGUUCGUACUUUGAAGGUGUUCAUCGAGUGUGACCCGUCGCAUCCGGUGUUCGAAGGUUUCCGCAUUUCCAAGGGCUUCUACACAGAUUUUGCCGGUGAUCUUCUGCGCAAGAUUUUGGAGAGACUGCCGAAUUUGAAACAUGUUGAAUUCGACGGCUAUCCCUCUGUUCGCAGGCAUGGAGCUCUCAUGAUGCGGUUAUUGCAGGAGACGAAAGUGGCAAAGAAGCAGAUCGUCUGGGGACCGGAGAGGCAGUGGAGGCACGACAAGGAGUCGGAGAGCGAAGGAGAGGAAGAGCAGGUUGUAGAGCUAUCUUGA
Aspergillus chevalieri is the source of this 852-nucleotide messenger RNA. RefSeq lists its product as uncharacterized. NCBI's taxonomy places the organism in Eukaryota, Fungi, Ascomycota, Eurotiomycetes, Eurotiales, Aspergillaceae. The record is from RefSeq and is a predicted model, not a curated record. The transcript has a single exon. The coding region runs from base 1 to 852 and encodes 283 amino acids.